Messenger RNA from Lathyrus oleraceus (garden pea), 642 nucleotides. RefSeq lists its product as uncharacterized. The transcript has a single exon. Lineage: Eukaryota; Viridiplantae; Streptophyta; Magnoliopsida; Fabales; Fabaceae. Bases 120 to 548 code for a protein of 142 amino acids. The record is from RefSeq and is a predicted model, not a curated record.
UCCUCGAAUGCUUAUAAAUAUGAUAUGUAUGAUUGCUCUUUCCUUCAAAUAUCAACCAAAUCAACAUUUUUCAAACAAGACAAAAAGAAAUACAUACUAUUCCAAAUCACAACAUCAAUAUGCAAUCCAUUUCUUUGAUAAAUUCCACCCCAUUAUUCCACCAAUUUUCAUCAGCCAAAUCAAAGAAACCCAUUUUGUUUGUUCCAAUUAUGGCUUCUAAAAGAGACAAUAAUUUUGGUGGCAAGUUAGUGGAUGAAAGUAUGAUAAUUCUAAGGAAAAGGAUCCAUGAGAUGAACAUGAUUGAGAAGAACUAUGAAGCACCUUCUAAUUGGAUGGAAUGGGAGAAGAGUUGCUAUUAUACAAACUAUGAUUCAAUCAUAUGUGAAGCAAUGAGAGUUUUACAAACCAAGUUGAUGAAUACUAGGCCAAGUGUUGCUUUUGGGGCUAUGGCUUUUGUUGCUAUUAGUGUUCCAUUUUCUUCUUUUCUUGUUUUUCUUCAUCUUUUGGAAUUUGCUAAAUCUUUUGAUGUGAUUAAUUUAGUGUUUUGAGUUAGUGGAUUGGUAUUUGGAAAGCCAACAAAUUCAUUUUAAAUAUAUAUUUUGGGAUUAUAUAUCAUACAUACAUACUAGUAAUUGCAGUUGA